Messenger RNA from Aspergillus caelatus, 1860 nucleotides. RefSeq names its product fungal specific transcription factor domain-containing protein. Gene Ontology annotation, cellular component: nucleus. Gene Ontology annotation, molecular function: zinc ion binding; sequence-specific DNA binding. The record is from RefSeq and is a predicted model, not a curated record. Gene Ontology annotation, biological process: DNA-templated transcription; positive regulation of transcription by RNA polymerase II. The coding region runs from base 1 to 1860 and encodes 619 amino acids. NCBI's taxonomy places the organism in Eukaryota, Fungi, Ascomycota, Eurotiomycetes, Eurotiales, Aspergillaceae. The transcript is spliced from 4 exons.
AUGCCUUACGUGAUCGGCUCAAUCUCAUACUCCUCUUCCAGUUAUAUCGACCAACUUCUCUCAGAAAACUCUCGGCUGAAAGAGCAGAUUCGUACUUCAAACACACCUAACCCUUCUCCGGCUAGUACUGCAGACACCGCGGUACCGCCUCAAGAAUCCUAUCCUUCACUCCAAAACCCUCUGUUUGGAGACCGGGCUUGGUUCUACCCAUAUGACUCGACCGCUCCUCCAAUCUACAUGGGGGACGCUGCCUGCACCGCAUUCGCAACGCGGUUACGGCAGUUUCUCACAGAGGACCCGAAUACAGCCCAUGUUGCACGAACUCAAUAUACACCUGAGUCUUCCUUGCUGGAGGGUGAAGCUCACUGGCCUAGUCUUGCUCAAGCCCGCUUACUAGUCAAGAUUGCUUUCAACCAACUUAGUCGUGUCUAUCAUUUGUUCUUGCGCAAGUCCACUCUCGAGCAGCUGGAAAGUCUAUAUCGCCUACCGUCUCUGCGAGAGGACCCGGCCUUAACAUGCAAGUUCUUCUCUCUUUUUGCCUUGGGCGAGGUCUACUCUUCGCGGUCGAUUUCGUCGCCGACUAGCCGGGUGCCAGGGACAAGGUACUAUGUACGUGCCAUGGGGAUCAUUCCCAUUCUACCAGAAAGACCAGGAAUGAUCCACAUUGAGAGCUUACUAUUACUGUCAUUAUACUCAUACUUCCUGAAUAGACGGCAUUCCGCUUACACGCUAAUUGGAAGCGCCAUGCGUCUGGGAUUAAUCUUAGGGCUAAAUCAUAAUAUUCCUGCUCGUCAAUGCACCGAUCCAACCGAGCGCGAACAUCGUGUGCGCCUCUGGUGGGCUAUCUAUAUCUUUGACCGCAUGUACACAUCGAAAAUCGGUCUCCCUCUCCAGAUCCGCGACGAUGAUAUCUAUGUUGACCUCCCAACGGCGGUUGAUAGCCCCGACGCUGAAGAGCAGUUUUCAGAUACCGCAUAUCUGGUAUCUAGCAUCCGUUUAGCCCGUAUCAUCGGACAGAUCGUAGAGAAAAUCUACACCCGCAAGCCCCACCAGGAGUCAUUUUUACAACGAGAGCAGCAGUUGCUGCUCGCAUUACAGGACUGGGUUCAGUCUCUGCCAGCACAUAUCAAGUUACCGGCUGUAGAGACUCCCCAGAAGCACGUCGUAUCUCUCCACCUGCAAUUUAACCAGUGUGUCAUCUUAGCCACCCGUCCAAUCCUUCUCCACGCCUUGUUCCAACAACGCGCGCACCGCGAAAAUCGCGAAGACACCCCCCAACCAGUCAUCACAUUAAGCGAGGCAUGCAUCCACGCCGCCCGGCACUCCCACACCCUUAUAAUCGAGGAGUGGGUCAACGGGUCCCUGCCCAUGUACGGGUACUUCUAUGCACAGUACCUCUUCUCCUCCGCCAUCAUCCUGGUGAUGUCAGGCCUUCUCCCCUCGAUCGGCACUACAGCCGAUCUAGAAUUCCUCGAGACAGCCAUAGAGAUCCUGCGCCGAAUGAAAGACCAUGGCAAUCUUGCUGCUGCAGAGUUUUACGAAAACCUGAAGCGAGUAAAGCAGUGCUUACCCAGCGGCUCUGGGGGUAUCGGUAUCCCCCAUGAUGGUCGGGGUUAUAGCCCUGAGCAAUCCCGUCUUUCGGUCGGCGGUGCUGCGAGUGUGGACCAGAUCUUAGAUCCUAGUGGUAUUUCCACGGUUCCUGUUGCGGGUCUCACUACUGAAAUGGCGUUUCUGGAACCUACAAUGCAGGAUUUCCUGGGCAGGACAUACAAUGAGAUGGACCUGAUAAACCCCAAUGUAUUCUCCAUAGAUGAGUCUACUGGCAUAGAUGCCUGGCCGGCUACGUUCUGGACAUCAUGA